AAACUCUGAAGCUAGAGCAGUCGAGUCGCUGUGACACCUGACUCCAGAUCGGUGUAAGAGGCCACGUAAUCACGCAGCAAGCCUCGCGGUAUUUACGCUACCCAAAAUCCCUCGGUCUUCCUUUCUGCCUGAACCGACAUGCCUAAGGGAAAGAAGGCUAAGGGGAAGAAGGUGGCACCUGCCCCUUCUGUGGCCAAGAAACAUGAGGCCAAGAAAGUAGUCAACCCCCUGUUCGAGAAGAGGCCAAAGAACUUUGGCAUCGGCCAGGAUAUUCAGCCCAAGCGUGAUUUGACACGCUUUGUGAAAUGGCCUCGUUACAUUCGCCUGCAGAGGCAACGCUCCAUCCUCUACAAGCGUCUGAAGGUUCCCCCUGCAAUCAACCAGUUCACCCAGGCUCUGGACCGCCAGACCGCCACACAGCUGUUCAAGCUGGCCCACAAGUACAGGCCAGAGACUAAGCAGGAGAAAAAGCAGAGGCUGCUGGCCCGCGCUGAGCAGAAGGCCGCUGGAAAGGGAGAUACCCCUACCAAGAGGCCCCCUGUCCUCCGUGCAGGUGUGAACACUGUCACCACCCUGGUGGAGAACAAGAAGGCCCAGCUGGUCAUCAUUGCCCACGAUGUGGAUCCAAUUGAGCUCGUCGUCUUCCUGCCAGCUCUGUGCCGCAAGAUGGGCGUCCCAUAUUGCAUCGUCAAGGGCAAGGCUAGACUGGGCAGACUGGUGCACAGAAAGACAUGCACUUCAGUCGCCUUCACACAGAUUAACCCUGAGGACAAAGGCGCACUUGCCAAGCUUGUGGAAGCCAUCAAGACCAACUACAAUGACAGAUAUGAAGAGAUCCGUCGUCACUGGGGAGGCGGCAUCAUGGGCCCCAAGUCCACAGCCCGCAUCACCAAGCUGGAGAAGGCAAAGGCCAAGGAACUGGCAACCAAGCUUGGUUAAAUUGUUUGGAAUAAAAAAUGUAUGUCCUAAUAAA
Messenger RNA from Lates calcarifer (barramundi perch), 973 nucleotides. It is a transcript of the gene rpl7a, whose product is annotated as ribosomal protein L7a. The record is from RefSeq and is a predicted model, not a curated record. Gene Ontology annotation, cellular component: ribonucleoprotein complex. Lineage: Eukaryota; Metazoa; Chordata; Actinopteri; Centropomidae. Gene Ontology annotation, biological process: ribosome biogenesis. The coding region runs from base 139 to 939 and encodes 266 amino acids. The transcript has 8 exons.